AUGGCGGCAGAACACAUGAGCCAUGACGAGUUCUUCGCCAAGCUGGGUGAACUCUUUGACCAUCGCAAAGGCAAGGACCAUGGUGCCAUCUACCUAGUCCAGAAGCGCGUAACGUACGGCCAGGGCGUACCUGUCCCCUCAGAUGAGAACCCUGUGCCAGAUCUUCGCCCCAGCAAGCCGCUACCCGUCCUCAUCCGCGCAUCGAACGGAAAGGGCAGCAGGGGGAAACCCAACAAGAUCAAGUUAUCGACAGUGGUACAGCCUGACGCCCUCGAGGCCUUCUACGCACGGUAUGCAGACGUGUGCAAGGCAGGAAUGACGGCGUUGAAGCCUAGGGACCGGAGCAAGAACAAGGCGAAGCUCAAGAAGAAGAAGAAGGCCGCAGCUUAA
This is a messenger RNA of Ilyonectria robusta, 390 nucleotides long. RefSeq names its product signal recognition particle 14kD protein-domain-containing protein. Gene Ontology annotation, cellular component: signal recognition particle, endoplasmic reticulum targeting. Gene Ontology annotation, molecular function: endoplasmic reticulum signal sequence receptor activity; 7S RNA binding. Gene Ontology annotation, biological process: SRP-dependent cotranslational protein targeting to membrane. The transcript is spliced from 3 exons. Bases 1 to 390 code for a protein of 129 amino acids. The record is from RefSeq and is a predicted model, not a curated record. Lineage: Eukaryota; Fungi; Ascomycota; Sordariomycetes; Hypocreales; Nectriaceae.